Helobdella robusta is the source of this 306-nucleotide messenger RNA. RefSeq lists its product as hypothetical. The transcript is spliced from 2 exons. The annotation marks the transcript as partial. The record is from RefSeq and is a predicted model, not a curated record. Gene Ontology annotation, molecular function: mRNA binding. Gene Ontology annotation, cellular component: nucleus. Lineage: Eukaryota; Metazoa; Annelida; Clitellata; Rhynchobdellida; Glossiphoniidae. Gene Ontology annotation, biological process: mRNA export from nucleus.
UCAUCACAGAGAAACUUGGAAGGAGUAUGGAAGCAUGAUCUAUUUGAAGGAACAGUCGGUAUUAGUGCAAAUAAUACUGCCAUUGAAGGAAAAUUAUUAAUUUCAAAUCUUGACUUUGGUGUCAACGACUCUGAUAUGAAGGAACUCUUCUCAGAGUUUGGAAUAUUGAAAAAAGCAGCCGUGCAUUACGACUUUUCAGGUCGAUCACAAGGCACUGCCGAAGUUAUAUUUGCAUCAAAGCAGGCUGCUCUCCAGGCCAUGAAUCAUUAUAAUGCUGUUCCUCUUGAUGGUAACCAAUUAAGUUGA